Coccidioides immitis RS is the source of this 1958-nucleotide messenger RNA. Its product is annotated as glycolate oxidase, subunit GlcD. The transcript has 4 exons. Gene Ontology annotation, molecular function: D-lactate dehydrogenase (cytochrome) activity; FAD binding; D-lactate dehydrogenase (NAD+) activity. Gene Ontology annotation, cellular component: mitochondrion. Gene Ontology annotation, biological process: lactate catabolic process. Bases 138 to 1958 code for a protein of 606 amino acids. Lineage: Eukaryota; Fungi; Ascomycota; Eurotiomycetes; Onygenales; Onygenaceae. The record is from RefSeq and is a predicted model, not a curated record.
GCGCCAGAGACCGCAUCUCGACCCCGCAAUGUGUUAAUGCUCGGGGAAACUCAAAAGCCAACAGUUAACCGCAGGAUCAUCGAGCAGAGAAAUCCUUCUGGGCCAAUUGUGCACGAAUUCCACCCGCCUUCGCCACGAUGUUCAGCUCUCGCGAAGUAGCUUCAAAGGCCGCGCGAGCAGCCAAAAGGGCCCAACGGAUCACAACCACUGUCUAUAAUUCCACUCCAAAGAACAGAGCCCAUGCGAAAAGAUCAUUCGGAACAACAUGCGCUAGAGCGGAGGAACGACCGACAUUCAAAGGUCAACUGUAUGAGAGUACACAGCAGAGAAUACAGCGUGAACGGGCAGAGCUUGAGCGGUAUGCUCGGAUGCAAAAAGACUCGUCUGCUUUGCGAAACACAGCAAUUACUUUCACUGUCCUCGUCACGGCACUUGGAUGUUACUACCUAGGAUCCUUAAGACCUGCUGCCUUACCGGAAUCGUCCACUACGCCUCUAUACAGUGCUCCAAAGCCUCAUCACGAUACUUCACCGGGUAACCUUCAAGCCGCCUGGUCUGAUUUUAUCCACAUUGUCGGGAAGGAAAAUGUUUCCACGGACAAGGUUGACCUGGAUGCGCACGCCGGAUCGGAUUGGUCGUCCUACACCGCGAAAGAGAGCGAGAGGCCAUUUUUAGUCGUAUUCCCUUCCACCACAGAAGAAGUCUCUCGCAUAAUGAAGGUUUGCCAUGAUAGAAGGAUCCCAGUUACGGCUUUUUCGGGCGGCACGAGCUUGGAAGGACACUUCUCUCCCACGCGAGGUGGCGUCUGCGUCGACUUCGCCCGCAUGGGCAACAUCAUAGCUUUGCAUGAGGACGAUUUAGACGUUGUAGUGCAACCAGCGGUUGGAUGGGAAGACUUAAAUGAAGAGCUUGCCAAGCGCGGGCUAUUCUUCCCUCCUGAUCCUGGCCCAGGUGCGCAGAUCGGAGGUAUGGUGGGAACCGGCUGUUCUGGGACCAACGCUUAUCGAUACGGAACGAUGCGCGAAUGGGUACUCUCAUUGACCGUCGUUCUUGCCGAUGGAACUAUCAUCAAGACGAGGCAGCGUCCCCGGAAAUCCAGCGCCGGAUAUGAUCUUACAAAACUGUUUAUUGGCAGCGAAGGCACGCUGGGCCUCGUUACUGAAGCCACACUAAAGGUCACGCCAAAGCCAAAGAGCGAAAGUGUCGCAGUAGCUGCUUUCCCAUCGAUUCACUGUGCUGCUGAAUGCGUUGCUCGAGUCGUUGGUGAAGGUAUCCAAGUUGCAGGUGUCGAAAUCCUGGAUGACGUUCAAAUGAAAUGCAUCAACGACAGCCAGACGACGAGACGGACAUGGAAAGAGGCCCCGACUAUCUUCUUCAAGUUCACCGGAACGCCCGCCGGGGUCAAAGAGCAGAUUAAAAUUGUUCAGAAGAUCGCUAAGGAUACGAUGGGCCAGUCAUUUGAAUUUGCUCAGGGACGAGAUGAGAUGCAGGAGCUGUGGAGCGCAAGGAAGGAAGCCCUGUGGAGUGUCAUGGCGAUGAAAAGAGACCAGAACGAUCACGUCUGGACUACUGAUGUUGCGGUACCGAUCAGCAGAUUGCCUGAUAUCAUCGAACAGACAAAGGAAGAUAUUACAAAAAAAGGGCUGCUAGGAGGUAUCUGUGGACAUGUGGGUGAUGGAAAUUUCCACGCUAUCUUAUUAUUCAAUGAUAGCGAACGUAAUGUUGCUGAAGGUGUCGUCCAUAGAAUGGUGAAACGAGCUGUUGAAAUGGAGGGAACAGUUACCGGCGAGCAUGGAGUGGGACUUAUUAAACGAGACUAUCUUCCUCACGAACUCGGCGACUCUGCCGUGGAUACUAUGCGCAAGAUCAAGCAAGCUCUCGAUCCACUAUGCCUUCUUAACUGCGAUAAGGUCGUAAGAAUGGAGCCUCCAAAGCAAGGCGAGAUCAAAAAGUGGUAA